This is a messenger RNA of Verticillium dahliae VdLs.17, 2316 nucleotides long. Its product is annotated as lanosterol synthase. Gene Ontology annotation, biological process: ergosterol biosynthetic process; triterpenoid biosynthetic process. The record is from RefSeq and is a predicted model, not a curated record. Gene Ontology annotation, cellular component: lipid droplet. NCBI's taxonomy places the organism in Eukaryota, Fungi, Ascomycota, Sordariomycetes, Glomerellales, Plectosphaerellaceae. Bases 1 to 2316 code for a protein of 771 amino acids. Gene Ontology annotation, molecular function: lanosterol synthase activity. The transcript is spliced from 2 exons.
AUGAACGGAUCUCUGAAAAACGGGUCGACGAAUGGCUCCCAUCGGAACGGAUCGUCGAAGAACGGAUCAGCCACCCACCACGAAGAGAAGCCGCUGCUUUCACGCAAGCGAGUCGCCGAAGCCAUCGCCGAGCAGCCGUGGCCCAAGAAGCCGAGGAUUCUCGAGAAAACCGAUGUCUCGCGAUGGAGGCUGAAUGACGAAGAUGGCCGCCAUCGCUGGGUCUACGUCGAGGACAACCAGGCCCUCAAGGACUGGCCUCAGAGCUAUGCCGAGAAGUACUACCUUGGGCUGCCGCUCGGCCUGCCCGAUCUUCCUUCCCCCGAGAGCCCCCUCGAUGCUGCCACCAACGGCUUGACGUUCUUCGAAAAGCUGCAACUCGACCCCGGCGAAUGGGGCUGCGAAUACGGUGGUCCCAUGUUCCUCUUGCCGGGCAUUGUCAUCACCUGGUACGUGACCAAGACGCCCAUCUCGACUUUCCACGCCACAGAGAUCAAGAACUACCUCUUCGCGCGGGCCGACCCGGAACUCGGCGGAUGGGGACUACACACCGAGGGCGAGAGCACUGCCUUUGGCUGCACCCUGAGCUACACGGCACUCAGGCUUCUGGGCGUGGAUGCCGAGGAUCCCAUCAUGGUCAAGGCCAGGGCGCGGCUCCACCAACUCGGAGGCGCCACGAGCAGCCCGCACUGGGCCAAGUGGUGGCUCGCCGUGCUGGGCGUUGCGAGCUGGGACCUCGUCAACCCUGUGCCCCCCGAGUUGUGGUUGGUCCCGGACUGGGUGCCGAUUGCUCCUUGGAGGUGGUGGAUCCAUAUCCGUCAGGUUUACUUGCCCAUGUCGUACAUUUACUCGAGGCGAUGGAGCUGUGAGGAGACGGACGUGACGCGGCAGCUGAAGAAUGAACUGUUUGUCCAGCAGCACGCAUCAAUCAACUGGAAGGCCCACCGCAACGACAUUGCGACGACCGACAACUAUCACCCCAAAACCUGGGUUCUCAACACGGUCAACUGGCUCCUCGUCAAUGUCUGGGAACCGUAUCUGAAGACCAGCUCGAUCAAGGAGAAGGCCGAAGCGUGGGUCAGCGAGCUGGUUGACAUGGAGGAUGCGAACACGGAUUAUGCAGGUGUGGCGCCGGUGAGCAACUCCAUGAACGAGAUUGUGUGCUACGUUCGCGAUGGGCCCGGUUCGUACUCCGUUCGACGACACACGGAGCGUCUCCACGAUGCUCUCUGGAUGAACGCCGAGGGCAUGCUGUGCAACGGCACCAACGGCGUGCAAUCCUGGGACACGGCAUUCACCAUCCAGGCCAUCAUGGCGGCGGGGCUGGAGAAGGACGAGAGGUGGCGGCCCAUGCUCAACAAGGCGCUCGGGUUCCUCGACCGGCAGCAAAUCCGCGAGAACUGCAAGGACCAGGAGAAGUGCUACCGACAGCACCGCAAGGGCGGCUGGCCCUUCAGCAACCGGGACCAGGGCUACAUUGUCAGCGACUGCGUCUCGGAGUGUAUCAAGUCAGUCAUCAUGCUGCAAAAGAGCGAGGGGUACCCCCAGCUGCUUGACGAUCAGCGCAUCUUCGACGCCAUUGACGCCAUCCUGCUCUUCCAGAACGACACGGGAGGUGUGGGCACCUACGAGAACAGGCGGGGCGGCAGGUACAUGGAGUACCUGAACGCGGCCGAGGUGUUUGGCAACAUCAUGGUCGAGUACGACUAUCCCGAGUGCACGACGGCGUGCCUGACGGCUCUGUCCCUGUUCAGGGAGUACUGGCCGGAUUACAGGGCCGAGGAGAUCAAGGUCUUCUGCGACCGAGCCGUCAAGUGGAUCACGUCGAACCAGACGGCCGAGGGCGGAUGGUAUGGCAGCUGGGGCAUCUGCUUCACGUACGCCGCCAUGUUCGCGCUCGAAAGUCUGGCGGGCGUGGGCGACGUGUACGAAACCAGCGCGCCCUCGAGGAAGGGCUGCGAUUUCCUCGUGGGCAAACAGAGAUUCGACGGCGGCUGGUCGGAAAGCUACAAGGCCUGCGAGACGAUGACGUGGGUCGAGCACCCCAGUGGUUCUCUCGUCGUCCAGACGGCGUGGGCCGCGCUGGCCUUGAUGGAGGCCAAGUACCCAGACGUCGGGCCCAUCAAGAGGGCUAUCCGGUUCAUCAUGAGUCGACAGCAGAGCAACGGCGAGUGGCUGGCCGAAUCCAUUGAAGGCGUCUUCAACAAGAGCUGCAUGAUCACGUAUCCGAACUACAAGUUUAUCUUCCCCAUCAAGGCUCUGGGCUUGUUCGCGAAGAAGUACCCGGAUGAGGUGAUCAAUCUGGAGGAGGAGGAUUGA